AAAACUGAGGCGGAAUUUAAAAAACGGCGUUAAAGAGCUUACAAAGUUCUUAGAAAUCCCAUAGUACAUGACCCAUGGUCCACAAGUAUUUUAUUUUUAUUGCUGGAGUACUUCGGACGGGAACUCACGGAUCUUGAUCAUCCGUGAAGCUUUAAAGAAGAUUCUUGCCAUAUUUUCCCCUUUUAUCUUUAUCCUUGUCGGUUCGCGCGAACCUUCAGUUUUAUGACCUGAACUCGCAACUGAAAGCUAUGGAUAAAACCCCGCUAGCUCAGUGCAUGCACCCACCUCCCUAUAUAUAAUUCAUUUUCCCUGAUCUCCUUCACCACUCAAUCAGAAAGCUAUCAAUUUUCUCUGAUCUCUGCCUACUUCAAAAUCUAUCAUUCUCAAAUUUCUGAAAUGGGUUUCUCCGAAUUUGCGAAAAAGUUUACUCUCCUCUUCCUUCUUGUUCAAUUAAGCUUGGUUAACAUGUGUUUCGGCGCAAGAAAGCUGAAUUAUCUUUAUAAACCACAACCCAUGUCUGCAACUUACCACGAUGGAGCUUUGCUUGAGGGAGACCUGCCGGUUUCAAUUCUUUGGUACGGGAAAUUUUCACCAGCUCAGAAAUCCAUUGUCUCAGACUUUCUUCUAUCUCUUAGCCCAGGAAAAGGACAAAAGCCCUCAGUCUCUCAGUGGUGGAAUACCCUCCAAAUUUACAUGAAGAAAGCUGGAAAAAGAGAAACCCGAGUUGUCUUAGCAAACCAAAUAUCAGACAAGAACUGCUCUCUAGGCAAGAUCUUAAAGAAAUCCCACAUUUCCAUGUUGGCUGGGAGGGCGAACUCAAAACUCGGUGGGUUGAACCUGGUUCUUACAUCCAAUGACGUCGUGGUUGAAGGCUUUUGCAUGAGUAGCUGCGGGUUUCAUGCUUCGGACACAAUGCCCAUAUCGGCUUUCAUCUGGGUCGGUAACUCGGUGACCCAGUGCCCGGGUCAGUGCGCGUGGCCUUUCCACCAACCCAUCUACGGACCACAAACCGAGCCGCUGGGUGCACCAAACGGGGACGUGGGGUUGGACGGCAUGAUCGUCAAUAUUGCGAGUCUUUUGGCCGGGACCGUGACGAAUCCAUUCGGGAACGGAUAUUACAUCGGAUCUGACGCGGCGCCAUUAGAGGCGGGGUCGGCUUGUACAGGCGUGUACGGUAAGGGAGCCUAUCCAGGUUAUGCCGGGGAGCUGCUGCUGGAUUCGGUAACUGGUGCAAGCUACAAUGCGCACGGUGUGAGCGGGAGGCAGUACUUGUUGCCUGCAGUGUUUGACCCUUCUACCUCACAGUGUGCAACGAUUGCGUGAGUGUUUGGAGUUGGGAGAGACGCGUGGCUUGUUGUGACGAUGUUUGUAUAUAUGUGUACAUAUGCAAAUAAAAUGUUGAGAGGGCUUGAUAUUA
Messenger RNA from Juglans microcarpa x Juglans regia, 1417 nucleotides. RefSeq names its product protein PHOSPHATE-INDUCED 1-like. NCBI's taxonomy places the organism in Eukaryota, Viridiplantae, Streptophyta, Magnoliopsida, Fagales, Juglandaceae. The record is from RefSeq and is a predicted model, not a curated record. The transcript has a single exon. Bases 397 to 1323 code for a protein of 308 amino acids.